CUGUCGGCUCUUCAUCCUCUCUCCCGUUCGUCAGUCAUCGGCAUCUUCGCCUCUUCUCAAGCUCCAAACAAAGAUCCCAAUCCCCAAAAUCCCAAUUCCCUGCUCUUCGCCGCCGUGUCUUCAGCCUCUCUGCCGUCGGCACUUCAGCCUCUCCGCCGUCGGCUCUUCAGCAUCUCCGCCGUCGGCUCUUUAGCCUCUCUGCUGCUCCUCGCCUCCUCGGCCUAUCCGCUGCUUCUGAGUCAUCGACCUCUCCACCGCUCCUCAGCCUCCCCGACCCAUCCCCGAAUACUUUACCCUUCGUUUCUUAUCGCAAGACAUAUCUCAAAUUCAGCGAGGAACCCCACAUCGUUCAGCGAGCCACAUCCCACCGGGGAGGAGUUCCGCCACCUGAAGCUGGAAAAAUUUUCAGCAACCAGCACCUCGACUGCCGUCGUUCGUGCGUCCUCAUCGUGCGGCCUUUUUCCAGCGAAAGGAAUCAGCGAGCAGCAACCCGUCGUCAUCUUCCUCUGCUCGUUUUUCCGGCGACCAGCAACUCGCGAGCCCACAAUCCACUGUGGGCGAAACCAGACCCACGAGCCGAGGCGAGCCCUUGUUCGUGUCCGUCAGCUGCCACGAGCCGCGAAUUCCAGCGAGGUCGAGUCAUUCCCGGCAAAGGCGAAGAAGCUACAGUGGAACCAGACCAACUGA
Messenger RNA from Striga asiatica, 687 nucleotides. The record is from the annotation of a GenBank genome assembly. NCBI's taxonomy places the organism in Eukaryota, Viridiplantae, Streptophyta, Magnoliopsida, Lamiales, Orobanchaceae.